AAUACUCUCCUAAGAGUGGGAUAGGAAGUCUCAGAGGAGAAGAAGCGACAAGAUUGUUUUCAGCGGGAAGAGCCAGUGGGAAGUUCUGGCUGGCAGCUCUGCAGAGGCUGGGUAGCCCACCAAGCAUAGCACACAGAACCCGGCUUCAACAACAGAACCAUCACUCUCAUGCUCACAGAGCCCAAGACCAAGACCACCACUGACACCUUCACUCCAAAAACCAUCAUGAGCGGCCCAGAAGAGAAAUAUAGCUUCACAAAAGAAGAUAACCUGAAGGAUGUUGUGCAAAAAGAACUCACUGUUCUUGGGACUAUCCAGAUACUAUGUUGCCUGAUGAUUUCCAGUUUGGGGGCAAUUAUGGUUUCUGCUCCCUACUCUCCCUACUUCAACACAGCAGUUUCCAUCAUUUUGAUGCCUGGGUACCCAUUUGCUGGAGCUCUGUGUUUUGGCAUUACUGGAAUCCUCUCAAUUAUCUCUGGAAAAAAUUCAACCAAGAUCUUUGUCUUGAUCUUAAAUCUUUUUAGCACUGUUGUAGCUGGGACAGGGCUCAUCCUCCUUGCCGCUACCCUGAAAGCCCUGAAGACGGCCUCUGAGCAAUGUGACUCUGGGAAGGACUCUCUAGCAUUGCCGAAUAUUUCGAACAUUCAAUACCAUUAUCCAGCCCACAAAGCCAAGGACUGCCUCCUGACUGGAUCUAGCCUCACUACUGUGCUGGUGGUGAUGUUCCUCUUCACUGUCCUGGAGCUCCUCCUUGCUGCAUAUGCCUCUGUAGUUUGGUGGAAACAGAACUGCUCCAAGAACCUGGAGAGUGAAUUUUCCUUGCCCCAAUCACAAGAUCUUAUCCAGCAUGUCAAAAAGAAUUCUUCAAGCCCAUAGAUCUGGUUGGAGUAGCCCUUUGUCUUUCAUGAGAAAGGUGGGAUCGAAGCUCUGCUUGGAAAACAUAAACUUUUCUGCUGUUUCAACCACUUGAGUAUUUUCUGUUUUAUACUUACUCAGUAUACCUUUGAAAAUAAUUUCCCAAAAUCCCCGAUGAGUACAAUUUAAAAUGCUCAGGAACUUGCCAGGCUUCACCAGAUAAACUGAACUGAAAGUGACUCACCUGCAUCUAAAGAUGAAGAGAAAAUGAGCACUGUUGUGUGAGUGUGAUAUAUUACGUGUAUAUGUCAUCACUAGUUUUGUAGACUUAUGCUUAUGUAGCUUAAAUACUAGUUAUUAGGAACUUUAAGACAUUUUAAAAUUAGUAUGACUUAUUUCUGUCAAUCGAAUGAGUUGAAAACUGUCAGUUUAAUAUGGCUCACUAUUCUAUCUCAUGUAAUGACUUUAUUCUUGUAGAAAA
Molecule: messenger RNA, 1336 nt
Organism: Sorex fumeus (smoky shrew)
Lineage: Eukaryota; Metazoa; Chordata; Mammalia; Eulipotyphla; Soricidae
Gene: MS4A7
Product: membrane spanning 4-domains A7
Exons: 7
Coding region: 169-876 (235 amino acids)
Biological process (GO): cell surface receptor signaling pathway
Cellular component (GO): plasma membrane; trans-Golgi network
Source: RefSeq, a predicted model, not a curated record